AUGCCCGGUAAUCAGCCGGAUGAUGCAACUGAUGAAGAUGCGACUGAAUUGAAAUUUCCGAAAGAAUUUGAACAAGCUGAUACUUUGCUAACAUCGGAAGUAUACUUACUGUUAGAACAUCGACGCCAGCAAAGUGAGCAAAAGGAGGAGAUCGACGAGAUGAGUGAUGUAUUCGUGAAAACUUUAAAUUAUACGCGACGAAUGGCACGUUUUAAAAAUAGAGAAACAAUUCGAGCUGUUAGAACUUUGUUGGCAACGAAACCGCUACAUAAAUUCGAGGUUGCGCAGAUUGCUAACCUUUGUCCAGAAACAUCUGAGGAAGCGAAAGCGUUAAUUCCCAGCCUGGAAAAUAAGAUGGAGGAUGACGAGUUGGACGAGGUGUUGAAAGAUUUGCAUAGCAAGAAAACGUUUCAAUGA
Messenger RNA from Acanthocheilonema viteae, 417 nucleotides. The record is from the annotation of a GenBank genome assembly. Lineage: Eukaryota; Metazoa; Nematoda; Chromadorea; Rhabditida; Onchocercidae.